AUGCGUGCGACGAUCGCGCGGCGGCUGUCGCAGUCGAAGAACGUGGAUAUCCCGCACUAUUACCUCUUUGAGGAGUGCUGCGCUGACAAUAUGAUGGCGCUCGUUCGUCAGCUCAACGUCAAGGGGGAUGGCAAGUUCAAAAUCACCAUGAAUGACUACAUCAUUAAGGCGGUGGCGCGGGCGAACAUGCUGGUGCCGGAGGCGAAUUCGUCCUGGCAGGGAAGCGUGAUCCGCCAGUACAACACAGUGGACGUGAGUGUGGCAGUGGCAACCCCGACAGGCCUUAUCACGCCCAUCAUUAAAAAUGCCCACGCGCGGGGGCUAGCCGACAUCUCCAUAGAAAUGAAGGCUUUGGCAAAGAAGGCGCGUGAAGGCACGCUGCAGCCACAUGAAUUUAUUGGCGGUACCGUGUCCGUCUCCAACCUGGGCGCCUCCGGUAUACCCGGCUUUACAGCCAUCAUCAACCCUCCGCAGUCCCUCAUCCUUGCCAUCGGCUCCGCAAAGCCGCGGCCUAAGAUCACGCUGAACGAGGAAACCGGAAAGUACCAGGUAGGCAGCGAGGUGGAGAUGGUCGUCAAGUUUACGGCGUCCUUCGACCACCGCGUUGUCGACGGCGCGGUGGGCGCGCAGUGGUGUACGCAUUUCAAGGACGCCUUUGAGAACCCGCUGUCGCUUCUGCUCUAA
This is a messenger RNA of Trypanosoma rangeli, 684 nucleotides long. RefSeq names its product dihydrolipoamide acetyltransferase precursor. NCBI's taxonomy places the organism in Eukaryota, Euglenozoa, Kinetoplastea, Trypanosomatida, Trypanosomatidae. The record is from RefSeq and is a predicted model, not a curated record. Gene Ontology annotation, molecular function: dihydrolipoyllysine-residue acetyltransferase activity. Gene Ontology annotation, cellular component: pyruvate dehydrogenase complex. The transcript has a single exon. Gene Ontology annotation, biological process: pyruvate decarboxylation to acetyl-CoA. The coding region runs from base 1 to 684 and encodes 227 amino acids.